AUGCGUUGGACAAUCCUCUACCAAACUCUGGCUGCGGCCGCCUUGACCCACGCCUUCACCAUUCCACGCGAAAUCACCGCCGAUGGUGUAUACAAAGUGGUCACGCGCGACGACGGAACCGAAGUCCACACCAAAGUCGCGGACAUCGACAUCGAAAGCACUGUGGCAUUGACCUCUGCCGCGGAUGAGCACGACAUCCUCAAGCGCAGCGUCCGCGGCCAGAUCUGGUGCGGCUGCGGCUACACCAUGAACCCGGGCAACUGCGACGCCGCAGUGCAGGAUCUGAAGAAUCAGAUGGGGAAAUACAUCGGCCCCCACUUAUCCUUCUACUCCAUCCGCUCCAACGUCGUCGCCUUCGCGUGCAACCAGGGCUCGCAGAAUGUGUACGCCGACGCCGGCACCUAUGGCACCCAGCUCCAGAAGAUCACGAGUGCUUGUGGGAGAUAUAUUGCCGGAUCAUUGGACCUGGUCGGCGGGAGCAACCCCUUUAUCGUGGGCUACAUGCGUUACAGCAAUGGCCUCGACUUCUGCCGCGAUUCGACGAUCUCUGGGAACAAUCGUUGUUGAGAUGAGUCUUGUGUGUGAUGUUUGAACAUAGGCGGUACGAUGUUUCGGCGAGAUUAUCGGAACGUCCGCUUCGUCCAGGCUGCGGCAAAUGGCCACUAGGAAUGCACGACCUAUCGGUAUCGGAGAAACGGUUUACAUGUCAUAUAAAUCAUAUCCAAUCUAUCAUUCCGUCAUGAU
Dissoconium aciculare CBS 342.82 is the source of this 744-nucleotide messenger RNA. RefSeq lists its product as uncharacterized. The coding region runs from base 1 to 567 and encodes 188 amino acids. The record is from RefSeq and is a predicted model, not a curated record. The transcript has 2 exons. NCBI's taxonomy places the organism in Eukaryota, Fungi, Ascomycota, Dothideomycetes, Mycosphaerellales, Dissoconiaceae.